This is a messenger RNA of Labeo rohita (rohu), 1011 nucleotides long. RefSeq names its product protein shisa-5. The coding region runs from base 352 to 852 and encodes 166 amino acids. NCBI's taxonomy places the organism in Eukaryota, Metazoa, Chordata, Actinopteri, Cypriniformes, Cyprinidae. The record is from RefSeq and is a predicted model, not a curated record. The transcript is spliced from 8 exons.
GUCUCUUUUUACAUAGAUGAGCUUGGAUGAAAGUGAAAAUAGGAAGAUCUGAGACAAAACUAACUUGAAUCAUCAUAAGAUCAACUUCACAUAAUAGGACGCCAAAACCUGCUGAUGUGAUGAUAACCACAACUUUAUACGAGCAACAGCAGUAUGAAAUCUCCAAGUUCCUUAAGAUCCAGCCACUGGCUUUGGGGAUUUUGGAAAUACUGAUAGCCUUAUUGGCAUUCGGUUUGACAAUCUGGAAUAAGUAUUUUUUUUGUCUGGCCGCCAAUCAUUUUCUUUAUAAUUGGAGUUAUAACAGUCUUGGCUGCAGGCACACGUAACCCAGGUCUGGUCAAAACCUCACAAAUGCUCAGCUAUGUAAAUUUUGCAAUAGCGUCUUUGUCUUUCCGCUAUCAAUUUGUUUUAGUUAAGAUUUUUCCGGAUAUGUACUUAUACGCCCAUAUCACCUGUGAUAUUCUGAUCUUCAUUGUCUCUCUUGCUAUUGCUGUAACCUCCUGUUCCUGUUGCUGGAGUCCAAAGCCAACCCCUGUCAUGGUCAGUUAUGUGGCCACAGAUUUGCCUGUCAACCAUAUCGUACAAUUGGGCCAGCCAGACCCCUCUGCAGUGGCUGGGCAUGUUAGUUCGGUCAUGUACGUGCUGCCAGCAGCACAUGGCUCAAACCCACCUGCACCUCUGCCAAAUUAUGGCCCCGUCCCCAAUGCAUCUCCACCAAUCUACAGUCCGGUACCAACUACACCUCCACCCAACUACGACAAAGUCUCAGAUGCACUUCCACUAAACUAUGGCCCAGUCCCAAAUGCACCUCCAUCAGCAUAUGAGCAUGAAGAUUUACAGACCAGAAAAUGAACUAGAUCUCAGAAACAAAAGGGGAUAUUUAAUGUUUAUACAAUUUAUGGUAUUGGAUUUUGGCAAAUGGAAAACCAAAAAACAUAUUUAUAAAUUUGUAAAUCAAAUGGAUAAGAAACAUGCUGCAGAAUCUUGUGUUCAUUGUUUAUUAAAGGUUGU